AUGUCGAACGCAGCCUUGAAGAUCGGCAGCCGUGCUCUGCCGACUAAACAUCAUAUGCUGUACACAGAAAAGCAUAUGGCCAUCAGAAGAGAGCUGCGAAAGUUGAUUGAUCGCUCCAUCAAUCCUCACGUCCAAAAGUGGGAAGAUGCUGGUCGAUUUCCGGCACACGCUGUAUUCAAGCAACUCGGCAAUCUUGGUGUUUUAGCAGUAAAUAAGCCUGAAGCCUUCGGUGGACUCGGUCUGGAUUUUUCCUAUUCAAUCGCAGUCGCAGAGGAAUUAGGGAGCAUCGACUGUGCUGCGAUCCCGAUGGCCGUUUGUGUGCAGACGAAUAUGGCCACACCCGCCUUGGCUGAGUUCGGCUCCGAUUCCUUGAGAGAAGAGUUUCUCGCCCCAUCUAUAGCUGGCGAUCUUGUUUCCUGUAUUGCCGUCAGCGAGCCGGAAGCAGGAAGCGAUGUGGCAGCGAUUCGAACCAGGGCUGUUCGAAGUGGUUCCGAUCUGAUCAUCAAUGGGCACAAAAUGUGGAUAACAAGUGGAGAACAGGCCGAUUGGGCUUGUGUUCUCGUCAACACGAACAACAAUCCGUCACCUCAUCAGAACAAAAGCCUCGUUUGUGUGAGGCUGAAUGAACCAGCGAUUCGAACCAGGGCUGUUCGAAGUGGUUCCGAUCUGAUCAUCAAUGGGCACAAAAUGUGGAUAACAAGUGGAGAACAGGCCGAUUGGGCUUGUGUUCUCGUCAACACGAACAACAAUCCGUCACCUCAUCAGAACAAAAGCCUCGUUUGUGUGAGGCUGAAUGAACCAGGAGUGCACCGAUCAGCGAAUCUGAAGAAACUCGGAAUGCACAGUUCCGACACGGCUGAAAUCUUCUUCGACAACGUCUGGGUACCGGCUAGCUGUAUCAUUGGCGAAGAGGGUCGUGGAUUCUUCUAUCAGAUGUUACAAUUCCAAGAUGAACGACUGGUAGCGGCUGCUGUUUUGCUGGAGCCUCUUCAACGGUGUAUUGCUCUCACCGCAAAGUAUGCAUCAGAGCGGAAGCUUUUCGGCAGCACCGUCCUUGAUCAGCAGACCGUACACUUCACGCUGGCAGAACUACAGUCAGAAGUUGAAGCCGUACCGGCUAGCUGUAUCAUUGGCGAAGAGGGUCGUGGAUUCUUCUAUCAGAUGUUACAAUUCCAAGAUGAACGACUGGUAGCGGCUGCUGUUUUGCUGGAGCCUCUUCAACGGUGUAUUGCUCUCACCGCAAAGUAUGCAUCAGAGCGGAAGCUUUUCGGCAGCACCGUCCUUGAUCAGCAGACCGUACACUUCACGCUGGCAGAACUACAGUCAGAAGUUGAAGCCGUUCGAGCCCUUCUCUACAGGGCAGUUUUAUCAAGACUUCAUGGCGAUGACGUCACUUUGCUAGCCUCCAUGACGAAAUUGAAAGCCGGACGACUGGCCAGAGUUGUCACUGAUAGUUGCCUACAGUUCUGGGGUGGCAAUGGCUUCACGUGGGACAAUCCAGUGUGCCGAAUGCACCGUGACCUCCGUCUGCACUCAGUUGGAGCUGGAGCUGAUGAAGUCAUGCUCUCGAUCAUCUGUAAACAUAUGGGAAUCGCACCGCAAAAACCUCGAUUUUAA
This is a messenger RNA of Ostertagia ostertagi, 1617 nucleotides long. NCBI's taxonomy places the organism in Eukaryota, Metazoa, Nematoda, Chromadorea, Rhabditida, Trichostrongylidae. The record is from the annotation of a GenBank genome assembly.